This is a messenger RNA of Anguilla anguilla (European eel), 3505 nucleotides long. It is a transcript of the gene acbd5a, whose product is annotated as acyl-CoA binding domain containing 5a. Gene Ontology annotation, cellular component: peroxisome. NCBI's taxonomy places the organism in Eukaryota, Metazoa, Chordata, Actinopteri, Anguilliformes, Anguillidae. Gene Ontology annotation, biological process: autophagy of peroxisome; fatty acid metabolic process. Gene Ontology annotation, molecular function: fatty-acyl-CoA binding. The transcript is spliced from 12 exons. The record is from RefSeq and is a predicted model, not a curated record. Bases 397 to 1920 code for a protein of 507 amino acids.
AUUAUUUGAUGCUAAAGUGCAACUGGCAACUGCGAUAAAUCGUAGGCGCUUUUCUCUAAAUCUGUUUUAAUUUUGUGUCGGUACUCUCCAAGAAGCUCGCUAAUGUUGCUCACUUGCUAGCAAUUCCCGUAACGACAGUGAACGACAUAUUUGUUGUCAUUGACACAUUUAUUUGUGUCCGGGUGUCAGUUAAUGUGCAACAUUUAAAGCUUUUGGAAACUUUGAGAUGACCAUCUGCCUUUUCUAAUAACCCGGUUAUGGACGACGCAUGGCAUUCACAUCGCUGCAAGGCCAGGCGAAGACAGCUAGAUAGGUUACCUGUCGAGUUUAAGCGUUUGAUGCAUAUUUGUAAUCCAUAGGUUUUAGGAUUUGCUGGCACCCUGGGUAUUUUGUGUCAUGAUGGCGGAUGACAACAAACCGAUCCAUGAGCUAAGGUUUGAUGCUGCAGUAGAAGUCAUUCAGAGUUUGCCUCCAAAUGGUUCUGUUCAGCCUUCCGAUGAAAUGAUGCUCAAAUUCUACAGUUACUAUAAUCAAGCCACACAAGGACCCUGUGACAUCCCAAAGCCUGGAUUCUGGGACCCUGUAGGUAAAGUCAAAUGGGAAGCAUGGAACGACUUAGGAGACAUGCCAAAGGAGGAAGCCAUGAUCGCCUACGUUGAUGAAGUGAAGCUGAUUCUGGAGAGCAUGCCGGUGACGGACGAGGUGGAGAGGCUGCUGCAGGUUCUGGGGCCCUUCUACGAAAUGGUGGAUGAGAGUAAGAAAAUCAGCAAGGUUUCUGACCUGUCUGCAGGAUUUGGAGGUAUGCUGACAGCCUCUUCAAAAAGUAUGACUAAAAGCAUCAUUAGGACAAUGACUCAGAAUGGCACUUUGAAGAGCAGCUGCAAAAGACCCGAACUAGAAAGCAACACAUUCAUGAACGAGGAAGAGGAAGUGGAGGAUGAAGAUGAAGAAGAUGAGGAACAGGAAGAGGAAGAGGAGGAACAGAUAGAGAAAGGAAAAGAACUUCCAGCCUUGAAGCUGAAGACGGAAGGCUUGGCAGGAAAGCCUGAGCUCCCCUUGACAAAUGGCAACAUGGAGCACAGAGGCUCACCCCUGACCAAUGGCAAUCACGGCUCUAAGUCAGCCCUCAACGGCGAACAGCCCCAUGGGGAGCUAGUGGACACUACACAUACUCUGGAGACCACUGAACUCAACGGCCAUCUCAGUGAUCACAACGAGGAGGUGUCCAGCCUGCAUCACCUGGCCAGCGAUUCUGACAGCGAGGUGUACUGUGACUCUGUGGACCAGUUUGGUACGGAGGAGGGUUCUGAGGUGCUCAGCAACCACUCCCUGGAUACGGACGCGGGGGUCCGCGUCGACCACCGCGCUAAGCGUCGGGUUCAGAGAGGGAGGGGGCUCGGAGAGACGGACGAUCCGCAGGGUGGUCCGGGAGGAGUUCAGCUUGGAGGAGAGGAUGGGGAGUCCCGCAGGAACGCUCCUCGGAGAGACAGAACAAAUGCAGACAGACCUCAUGGGUCCUCGGCCAGUGGAGGGCGGGGCUCCAGGUACCCAGCGCUGGGAUCGAGGGCCCAGGGGGUGCUGCUGGGCAGCGCAGGAGAUGGGGAGCGCCGGGGGUCAGAGGGCGGCUCCAGCAGCAGCCUAAAUGAGCAGAUUGUCACGGCGCUGGCACGGCUGCAGGAGGACAUGCAGAGCGUGCUGCAGAGGCUGCAAACCCUGGAGGCCCUUACUGCCUCGCAGGCAAGGUCAUUAACUCUGCAACCAUAUUACCCAUCACCCCCUGCGAGUAAGGCAAUUAAGAAGCCAUCGUGGUGGCCUUUUGACAUCUCCCCUGGCACUGUGGUCUUUGCCAUGGUCUGGCCCUUUGUGGUGCAGUGGCUGAUACGCAUCUGCCUACAGAGAAGGAGAAGGAAAAUAAACUGAUGGCUGAUUGUCCCUUGUGGUGAAAGACCAAAUACUACGAUGAGGGCACUUGCAGUCCAUAGUUUUGUUUUUGCAUUUUUGUGUGUCUACAACUCGCUUUUGCACAAUAAUGAUGCCACUGUUAGUAAAAAAAAAAAUGCUUCCUAGCAUUUGCUGAUGCUAUAAAUGGUUAAAUCAUUCAAAAAAGAAAUGUGAAUGUACGAAAUGGCAACUUUGAUCAUGAAAUGUUUUUAUAUAAUUGCUGUCAGCAGUGGCAGUACACGAGUAGUAUUAACUUAUGAAGUAUAGGAAAUGGUUGUGUAUGGAUGAAUAUUUUUGUUUACGGUUUGAUUGUAGUACAAUUUUUGCUUCUGUUCACUUGUCUUUUAGUUUGAGGUGUAAACUGAAUCUGUGAAAUGGUAUGCAGAUAUCAUGUAUUACACCAUUAGGUUCAAAGCGCAUUAAGAUUCUACUCACAGAACGCAACCAACGCAACCCUUAGUAACAGGUAGCUAUUAAAACCAUGUACCAUAGAAAGAAAUGGUAGAAGAAAUAGCUGCCAAAGUACAAUAGAUCUGCAGUUAAAUUCCAGGCUGCUUUGAUAUAAAUGCAUUUUAUUUGCAAAUAAGAGAUGUAGGGUGAGUGGUCUGUCAUAGAGCGUAUAAUUAAACUGUAAUACAGGCUUGGGUUUGUAUUCCCAGUAGCUGCUAAAGGGAUUUAUUCUAAGUGAUGUGUAUGUUCAACUUUUUUUUUUACAAUAGCUGUGGCAAGUCUCCUCUGGGAAUCUUUUUCUCAGCGUAUGUAGCUUAAUUUAAACAGUCUAUUCACAUUUUCAUUUCCUCAUGACAUUGCACCACUGAUGUUUAAGCUGACAACAAAGAAAUGCUAACAAGACAAAGUCUUGUAAGUACAAAGCAGGAUCCACUUGGAACCCUUUCCAAACGGUUUCAUGGAAGCAGGUAGACUGAAAUGGUGACUAAUAAGUCCAAGAAGAUCAGACCCAAGCAGCACAACUGAAGCGACUUCCAAAUGAAAUGCACUGGACUCUAAGCCAAAAUGUAUGUAUGAUAUACAUGGCCACCCCAUACUGUGGUACGCAGUUAUUUCAGUCCUGAAACGUCAGAUGCCAGAUCUGUAUGUCUAAAACUCAGUUUCCUUCCUAGAUUUUUGGUACAGUUUCCAAAGCGAUAUUGAUCAAACAAAUGUCUGUGGAAAUGUCAAUUGUGGUGGACCAAAGAAGAUGUACAGAUUCCAAUCUGUUUUUUUGCACUUUACCGGUUUAAACCAGUAAAUUAUAAUAAUCCUUUUGUCUUUUAGUUACUAGAUGUUAAUGGUUGUCCAGACAAGAUAAAGAUAGAAUGAAUGUGUAAUAUUUUAAUUACUCUAUUGAAUUAUUUAAAACUGAACUGUAUUUUCAAUGAAACUGUAAUAUAAAGUUUGCUUUUGCAAUAGAACUGAUUGUACAGCUAUAGAUGACUUUUCUUAAUGCAUUUACUAUCUUUCUAAAUAAAGCUCAGCUUUCCCACUUUUUUCCUGGCCUCAAACAGGCCGCUGUGUGAAUAUUACAAAUAAUGUGAAGCAUGAAUAAAGUUUUUCUAAAGCCUUU